UGGGGCUGGCUACAUGCAUCGUCCAUGUGAAAAGUAGUUUUUCGUCGGAAAUUCAAACGAGAAGAGAAGGACAGAAGAUGGAGGCACUACCAGAGGAGCUCAGAGAGAAAGCACAAGAAUGGCUGACACUAGACAAGAACCAGGACACAACAUCUGAGAUAGAGUCAUUGAUAGAAGCCAGAAAAGUUACAGAACUCACUGCCAGACUAGCAUCAAGGAUGACCUUUGGAACAGCUGGUCUUCGCUCUAAAAUGGGAGCAGGUUUCAGUCGAAUGAACGACCUCACAGUGAUUCAAACAACACAAGGACUCUGCAAGUACUUAGAGCUCCAGUUUGGAAAAGAAGCGUGUCAGGAAAGGGGUGUGGUUAUUGGUUACGAUGCAAGAUACAACAGUCACAGGUUCAGUCGUUAUGUUGCUAACGUGUUCAUUAAUGAAGGAAUCAAAGUAUAUCUGUUCUCUAGGGAGACACCAACACCUUUUACUCCUUUUGCUUUGAGGCGGUACAGCUGUGUUGCUGGUGUCAUGGUAACGGCUUCACAUAAUCCUAAACAAGACAAUGGAUAUAAAGUAUACUGGACCAAUGGAGCUCAGAUUAUCCCCCCUCAUGAUAAAGGAAUUUCUCAAUGCAUUGAUGAUAACUUGACCCCCUGGCCCACCUCAUGGGAAAUUUCAAACAUUGCCCGGAACCCCCUGAUCACUGAUCCUUACCCUGAUGUUAAAGAUGGCUACUUCUCAGCGAUACAGAAGUAUUGCUACCGGAAACAAGAGAACCCUGCCUCACCAGUGACCUGUGUCUAUACUGCUAUGCAUGGUGUGGGGUACCCGUUUGUUAAAAUGGCCUUUGAAGCUUUUGGACUACCAGAAAUAAUACCAGUGGAGGAACAGGUUAAACCGGAUCCAGAGUUUCCAACAGUUGCAUAUCCUAACCCGGAGGAAGGGAAGAGUGCUCUAGAUCUCUCAAUAUCUACUGCUGAGGCUCAUGGUCAUUCAGUUAUUAUUGCUAAUGAUCCUGAUGCUGAUAGACUGGCCUUGGCGGAAAAACAACCGGGGAAUACUAAUAAGGGAGGGAGGGGCAACUGGCGAGUGUUUACUGGCAAUGAGAUAGGGAGCAUGUUGGGCUGGUGGGCCAUGGAAAAUUUUAAGAAAAAUAACAAAAAUUUUGAUGGCUCUAAAGUCCAUUUAAUAUGCAGUACAGUUUCAUCAAAAUUAUUACGAUCAAUAGCUAAAGUUGAAGGGAUCCAGUUUUCAGUUAGUGGCUAGAGGGACAGUCUCUUAUUGUAGCUCCUCCUCUUUCUCC
Amphimedon queenslandica is the source of this 1299-nucleotide messenger RNA. RefSeq names its product phosphoglucomutase-2-like. NCBI's taxonomy places the organism in Eukaryota, Metazoa, Porifera, Demospongiae, Haplosclerida, Niphatidae. The transcript is spliced from 10 exons. Gene Ontology annotation, molecular function: phosphopentomutase activity; magnesium ion binding. Gene Ontology annotation, cellular component: nucleus. The coding region runs from base 78 to 1262 and encodes 394 amino acids. The record is from RefSeq and is a predicted model, not a curated record. Gene Ontology annotation, biological process: carbohydrate metabolic process; purine ribonucleoside salvage.